This is a messenger RNA of Cordyceps fumosorosea ARSEF 2679, 1677 nucleotides long. RefSeq names its product endoglucanase B. NCBI's taxonomy places the organism in Eukaryota, Fungi, Ascomycota, Sordariomycetes, Hypocreales, Cordycipitaceae. The transcript is spliced from 2 exons. The record is from RefSeq and is a predicted model, not a curated record. The coding region runs from base 1 to 1677 and encodes 558 amino acids.
AUGAAGCUGCUCAACGUCCUCGCGCUGGCGUCCGCCGCCAGCGCCCACACGCUCUUCACUACGCUCUACAUUGAUGGCAAGAAUCAGGGCGACGGGACGUGCGUCCGGAUGCCCAAGGACGGCGCUACCGGCACGGCGCCCAUCUAUCCCAUCACUGGCGACGCCAUGGCCUGCGGAUAUGGCGGCCGUGACCCCGUGCCGUUUGUCUGCCCGGCCUCGUCCGGUGCCAAACUCACCUUUGAGUUUCGUCUCUGGCCCGACUACCAGCAGCCCGGCGCGCUGGACACGGGCCACAAAGGCCCCUGCGCCGUGUACCUGAAGCGUGUCGACGACAUGUUCAAAGACCCGGCCGCCGGCGACGGAUGGUUCAAGAUCUGGGACGACGGCUACGAUAACAGCACGCGCCAGUGGUGCUCCGACCGCCUCAUCGCCCACGACGGCCUGCUGUCGGUGGACCUGCCCGCCAGCCUCGCGUCGGGGUACUACCUCGUCCGGCCCGAGAUCUUGGCCCUGCAUUUUGCGUACAAGGGCGAUCCGCAGUUCUACCUCGGCUGCGUGCAGAUUUUCAUCCAGGGCGGGCCGUCAGACGCCCCCGCGGUGCCCAAGGACAAGAUGGUGUCAAUUCCCGGCUACGUCAACCCCGACACGCCCGGUCUUGGCUUCGACAUCUACAAGGACACGCUGCCCGCAUACCCGAUGCCCGGUCCGGCCGUCUACGUGCCCAAAUCUUCGUCGGGCGGUGCCCUGAAGCUGGCGGCCGCGGCACAGAAACUGUCCAAAGGCGCGGUGCCGGAAACCUGCCUCAUCAAGAACGCCAACUGGUGCGCCAAGGAGCUCGCGCCGUACAGCGACCAGGCGGGCUGCUGGGCGGGCGUCAAGGACUGCUACGACCAGAGCAAGCGCUGCUGGGACUCGGCGCGGGCGAGCGGCUCGGCCAACUGCUACACGUGGAGCGACUACUGCACGGCCAUGAACGAUGCAUGCGAGCGGGAGGAGUUUACCGGCCCGCCGGCGUUCCGCGGCAAGGAGAAGUUUGCGACGAAACCGGGCAACAUACCGGAGCCGUGGGGUACUCGUAACAGUAAGGGCGACGAACGGGAAUCUCCCGCCGGGGAGAAGAAAAAGGCGGACGAUGGCGGCGCUCCGGAUGGCGAGAAGAAGAAGGCUGACGAUGGGGAGUCUCCAGCUGGAGAGAAGAAGACCGAUGAUGGUGGUUCUCCGGACGGUGAGAAGAAGAAGGUCGAUGACGGAGAGUCUCCAGCCGGUGAGAAGAAGAAGGUCGACGACGGGGAGUCUCCAGCUGGAGAGAAGAAGAAGGUUGACGACGGCGAAUCUCCGUCGGGGGAGAAGAAGAAAGUUGACGAUGGGGAGUCUCCGGCUGGUGAGAAGAAGAAGGCUGACGACGACGUGGCGGUGACGACGACGACGAUGGUGACGGAGGUGCGCACCAAGACGGCGACGAAGAGCACUACCAAGAGCACCGAUACAGCCACGGUAGGUGGCGGUGGCGGUACGGUGGUAUGGGAGGUUUCGAAGGACGGUAAGUGUGGUCCCGAGUUUGGGCAGACGUGCUCUAGGAGCGCGUUUGGGGACUGCUGCUCCAAGAAGGCCGAGUGCGGCCGUAAGGCUAGGCACUGCGCGUGCGGGUGCGUUCCUGAGUUUGGAUCAUGCUGGUAG